AUGCCACAAAGCUCAACAAUUGAUUUUCAAGAUAUUAUAUUUAUUGACUGUCAUGGAAGCCAUAUACGUGAAGAUGUUAUAAAAGCAUUAAAUACUGAAUGUUUGGAAAUUAUAAAAAUUCCCAGUGGAAUAACUAGUGUAUUACAACCACCUGAUGUCUCUGUAAAUAAACCAUUUAAAAGUGGAAUAAGACAAAAAUGGGAUGAAUGGAUAAGUGAUGGAAAAAAAGAAUUUACAAUAAAUAGAAAUUAUAAAAAAGUAUCAUAUGAAUUAAUUUGUAAAUGGGUAUCAGAAGUAUGGAAAGAAAUCAAUCAAGAUCUUUUGAUAAAAUCCUUCAAAGCAACAGGACUUAUAUUAAAUUCUGAUGGAAGCGAAAAUAAUAAGAUGUCAACUCGACUUCAAGCAAUUAUUGAAAAUCAUAUAGAUGAUAUAAUUAUAGAUGAAUCAGAAGAGAAUGAUAUAUUAUCAUCAGAAGAAUUAGAUCUUGAUAAUAUGAUAGAAAAUGAAAUUAGUGAAGAAAUUAGUAACGAUGAAAUUAGUGAUAAAAUUAGUGAUGAAUUGUAA
Acaulospora morrowiae is the source of this 564-nucleotide messenger RNA. NCBI's taxonomy places the organism in Eukaryota, Fungi, Glomeromycota, Glomeromycetes, Diversisporales, Acaulosporaceae. The record is from the annotation of a GenBank genome assembly.